GGAAGUGACGCUCACGCGCUUCCUUUCUUUCCUCUUACUGCCGGUGGCUCGUGCGUGCCCGCGCUGUAAAGCCCUCGGAUUUAUGCAUUAGCGUUUAAACCGGCGAAAGACACCCAGGGGCUUCGUCAUGUCUUACCCAGCGGAAGACGAAGAUUAUGAGCCAUACAGCUACAGUGACUAUGAUCUUCAUACCGGUGAUCCCAAAGCGGAUCUGGCGUAUGAGCGUCAGUACGAGCACCAGCAGACGUACCACGUCAUCCCCGAGGUGAUCAAGAACUUCCUGCAGUAUUUCCAUAAAACCAUCUCGGACCUGAUCGACCAGAAGGUGUAUGAGCUGCAGGCCAACCGCGUCUCCAGCGAGAGCAUCGAGCAGAAGAUCUAUGAGAUCCAGGAUGUCUAUGAGAACAGCUGGAAUAAGCUGACCGAUCGCUUCUUUAAGACGUCUCCAUGGCCAGAGGCAGAAGCUAUUGCCUCCUUGGUAGGAAACGAUGCUGUUUUCCUGAUCCUCUAUAAAGAGCUGUACUACAGACACAUUUAUGCCAAAGUCAGCGGAGGCCCAACACUGGAUCAGAGAUUUGAGUCCUACUAUAAUUAUUGCAACCUCUUCAACUACAUUCUCAAUGCUGAUGGUCCUGCACCACUGGAGCUUCCUAACCAGUGGCUCUGGGAUAUUAUCGAUGAGUUUAUCUACCAGUUCCAGUCGUUCAGCCAGUACCGCUGCAAGACAGCCAAGAAGUCUGAGGAGGAGAUCGACUUCCUGAGGAACAACCCAAAGAUCUGGAAUGUACAUAGCGUACUGAACGUGCUGCACUCCCUGGUGGAUAAGAGCAACAUCAACCGCCAGCUAGAGGUCUACACCAGCGGAGGAGACCCAGAGAGCGUGGCUGGAGAAUAUGGCCGUCACUCUCUCUAUAAGAUGCUGGGCUACUUCAGCUUAGUGGGCUUGCUGAGGCUGCACUCCUUGCUGGGGGAUUACUACCAGGCCAUCAAAGUUCUGGAGAACAUCGAACUCAACAAGAAGAGCAUGUACUCGCGUGUCCCCGAGUGCCAGAUCACCACAUAUUACUAUGUGGGUUUCGCCUAUCUAAUGAUGCGCCGCUACCAGGAUGCCAUCCGCGUCUUUGCCAACAUCUUACUCUACAUCCAGAGGACCAGGAACAUGUUCCAGAGGUCGACAUAUAAAUACGAGAUGAUUAACAAGCAGAACGAGCAGAUGCAUGGAUUGUUGGCCAUUGCUCUGACCAUGUACCCCAUGAGAAUCGACGAGAGCAUCCACACACAGCUCAGAGAGAAAUACGGAGACAAGAUGCUGCGCAUGCAGAAAGGAGACCUGCAGGUGUUUGAGGAGCUUUUCAGCUUCGCAUGUCCCAAGUUCCUGUCUCCCGUCGUCCCCAAUUACGACAAUGUGCAUCCGAAUUAUCAUAAAGAACCAUUCCAGCAGCAGCUCAAAGUGUUCGCUGAGGAAGUCCAGCAGCAGGCUCAGCUCUCCACCAUCCGCAGUUUCCUGAAGCUCUAUACCACCAUGCCCGUGGCAAAGCUGGCAGGAUUUUUGGACAUGUCUGAGCAGGAGUUCCGCAUUCAGCUGCUCGUGUUCAAGCACAAGAUGAAGAACCUGGUGUGGACCAGUGGCAUCUCAGCACUGGACGGAGAGUUCCAGUCAGCCUCCGAGGUUGACUUCUAUAUCGACAAGGACAUGAUCCACAUUGCAGACACAAAGGUAGCUCGUCGUUAUGGAGACUUCUUUAUUCGGCAGAUCCACAAGUUUGAGGAACUGAAUCGCACCCUGAAGAAGAUGUCCACAUCUGGCACCACGAGCUCCAGCAGUGCCACGUCGCGAUCAUAACAGCACUCACUGAACAUUUUUUUCCUCUUGUUGCACUGCAGCUUCAGCAGAAGAUGCAUUAAUCCAGCUAAUUUUACUAAAAGAUGAAUAGCCUACCUUUUCUCACGGGCGGUGGAGAUACGGUGCCAGCUUUCAUAUUUUCCGACCUCCAGCGUCCAGUUUGCCGUUUUGACAUUCUAAGGCUUUUUUUGUGCGCUGGGAGAAAAAAAAAUAAUAAAGUUGAUGUGGUGAAUAUA
Hemibagrus wyckioides is the source of this 2079-nucleotide messenger RNA. It is a transcript of the gene eif3s6ip, whose product is annotated as eukaryotic translation initiation factor 3, subunit 6 interacting protein. Bases 128 to 1843 code for a protein of 571 amino acids. The transcript is spliced from 15 exons. Gene Ontology annotation, biological process: translational initiation. Gene Ontology annotation, cellular component: cytoplasm; eukaryotic translation initiation factor 3 complex. Gene Ontology annotation, molecular function: translation initiation factor activity; protein binding. Lineage: Eukaryota; Metazoa; Chordata; Actinopteri; Siluriformes; Bagridae. The record is from RefSeq and is a predicted model, not a curated record.